AUGCAGUGCCUCAGCGCCGUCUCGUCGACGGUCGUGUUCUUUCGCGUGGUCCUGUCGGCCUGCUCGCCGUACUUCCAGUCGCUGCUGUUGAACAACCCCUGCAAGCACCCGAUCAUCAUCCUGCCGCGGGAUGUGCGCUACUCGGACCUGCGGCACGUCAUCGAGUUCGUCUACAAGGGCGAGAUCGACGUGGCGCAGGAGCAGCUGGACAACCUGCUGCAGACGGCCGACCAGCUCCAGAUUAAAGGUCUGUGCGAGGUGAGCGCUGAGCGCGGCGAGUCGGCCGCCACCACGCCCACCUCGUGCCUGUCGGCCGACCGGCGCGAGAUCCGACCCUCACCACACAAGUUCCUGCGCUGGCCGGCAGGCGGCCCCAGCGGCGGCGGCCCGCUGCCGCGGCCCGUGCCCGAGGGCCGCCGCAAGGUCCACAUCGGCGGACAGAGGAAGCGGUCCGCCUCCCAGAGUGUGCCGUCGCCGCCGGACGGUCCGUCCCGAUGCCCGGUGGAGCCGGCCGCGGCGGCGCCGUCCGCCGAGGAGUUCCGGCCCGCCUCGCCGUCCAGCAAGCGCAGUCGACACGAGUCUCUCGGCUCGGCGGCGCCGCCGGCCGGCCACGGUGACAACGACAUCCAGGAGGCGCCGCUGGACCUGGCCAGCUCCAACCACUCGACGGACGCGCGUGACGAGCGCGUCACCGUCGAGCCCGUCAACCAAUCAAAACCGCUCAACGUCUCCGUCGAGUUCGAGCAGCUGCAUCAAAACCUGGCGCUGGCGCUGCCGGCGCCGCCGCAGGCGUACGAGGUGGCGCUGGCGGCCGCCGUGGCCGCCGCCACCUCCACCUCGUCCAUGUUCCAGCACACGCACAGUCCCGUGUCGGCCGCCUCCGACAGCGACCGCAAGCUCUGGAGCGAGGAGAACAUGGAGCUGGCGCUGGACGCGCUGCGCACGGCGCGCAUGUCCCUCUCCAAGGCGUCGUCCGUGUACGGCAUCCCGUCGACCACGCUGUGGCAGCGGGCGCACAAGGCCGGCAUCGGCACGCCCAAGAAGGAGGGCUCCAACAAGAACUGGACCGAGGAGGACCUGCAGCUGGCGCUCAACGACCUCAGGGCCGGCCGCAUCUCCGCCAACAAGGCCUCCAAGGAGUACGGCAUCCCCAACUCGACGCUGUACAAGAUCGCCAAGAAGGAGGGCAUCAAGCUGUCGGCCCCCUUCAGCAACGCGCAGACGUCGUGGACGCCGGCCGACCUGGAGAAGGCGCUGGACGCCAUCCGCGGGGGCAUGUCCGUUAUGAAGGCCGGCACCGAGUACGGCAUCCCGUCCGGCACGCUGUACGGACGCUGCCGGCGCGCCGGCAUCGAGCGCAAGACGGUGGGCCAGCCGUGGAGCGAGGACGACAUGCACGACGCGCUGGAGACUGUGCAGCGCGGCGAGAUGAGCAUCAACCAGGCGUCCAUGUACUACAACCUGCCGUACUCGUCGCUGUACGGCCGGAUCAAGCGCGGCGCGCUGGAGACGGAGGAGGAGGAGCCGCCUUGA
Pollicipes pollicipes is the source of this 1533-nucleotide messenger RNA. Its product is annotated as protein bric-a-brac 2. Gene Ontology annotation, cellular component: nucleus. Bases 1 to 1533 code for a protein of 510 amino acids. Gene Ontology annotation, molecular function: protein binding; DNA binding. Lineage: Eukaryota; Metazoa; Arthropoda; Thecostraca; Pollicipedomorpha; Pollicipedidae. The transcript is spliced from 8 exons. The record is from RefSeq and is a predicted model, not a curated record. Gene Ontology annotation, biological process: regulation of transcription by RNA polymerase II.